Messenger RNA from Durio zibethinus, 788 nucleotides. The record is from RefSeq and is a predicted model, not a curated record. Lineage: Eukaryota; Viridiplantae; Streptophyta; Magnoliopsida; Malvales; Malvaceae.
UUUUCAUCCCCUAAUCAGAAAAAGUGAAAAACCCACCGAAGUCCGACACAACACUUCGCAGUUCAGAAACAAAGAAAGAAGGGAAGCCUAGACUCCCCCUUCCUCUCUCUCGCUCUCUCUGAGGAGUGAGAACUGAAUUAUCGACACCAAAGGAGAAAAAAGGAAUCAACACUACUCUAUUUUGGCUGUGGGUGCACUUAUUUUGGCAAACAAAGGUUGAUUGGCAGUGUUUAUUGUAUAGUUCGUUGGUAUAUGCAAGCAAAGAGUUGAGUUUUAUAAAUAAUUGCCAAAUGGCGGAAAUGGUUGGACGAAGGUUGUACAGUUGCUGCAAUUGCAGAAACCAAGUUGCUCUUCACGAUGAUGUUAUAACCAAGUCUUUUCAGGGGAGAAAUGGUCGAGCGUUUUUGUUCUCCCAUGCAAGGAACAUAAUGGUAGGUCCUAAGGAGGAUAGACAAUUGAUGACUGGUCUUCACACGGUGGCUGAUAUCUACUGCUGUGAUUGCCGUGAGGUGUUGGGAUGGAAAUAUGAACGGGCUUAUGAAGAAAUUCAGAAGUACAAGGAAGGGAAAUUCAUUCUUGAGAAGUUAAAAAUUGACAAAGAGAACUGGUAGUACCCAUGUAAAUUUUCUGGAUGAUUCUCCUGAUCUAGCAAGUGUAUGGAUGCCUUUCUGUGCUUUUCUUCUUCCCAAUUGAAAAUAUUCGCGUAUUGUUCUUCCCUGUGCAUUCUUGUUGUUUUCCUUGAGUGGAUAUUGUACUGGAUAUUAUUCAUUUUGUUAAUAAAAUUGUGA